Fonsecaea monophora is the source of this 2079-nucleotide messenger RNA. RefSeq lists its product as hypothetical. The record is from RefSeq and is a predicted model, not a curated record. Gene Ontology annotation, molecular function: DNA-binding transcription factor activity, RNA polymerase II-specific; transcription cis-regulatory region binding; zinc ion binding. Gene Ontology annotation, cellular component: nucleus. The transcript is spliced from 3 exons. Gene Ontology annotation, biological process: regulation of DNA-templated transcription. Bases 1 to 2079 code for a protein of 692 amino acids. NCBI's taxonomy places the organism in Eukaryota, Fungi, Ascomycota, Eurotiomycetes, Chaetothyriales, Herpotrichiellaceae.
AUGGACCUUGAGGCUGAAAGCAAUGAGGGCCCUAAUUCUGCAGCAGAUGCCAGAUCCGAAGUCCGCUGCCCUGGAAGGCGGUUCAAGACCCCGAUAGCAUGCGUCCCUUGCCGAAUGACCAAGACCAGAUGUGUUUCUAUUGGUGACCUGGAUUCUUGUGAAGCAUGUCUCAGGAAAUCGCGCGCAUGUGUCCGGCCCGGACCAGCGAAACCGCGAACGAAUCCGUCGCAAAAGAUCAGGGAGCUCGAGGGCAAGAUUGCGUCCCUUUCCCAAGCAUUGUCGGCCAGACAGCGUCAUGACCAGCCAGGAGAACCCACUCUGUUGGCUACACCGACACAGUCAGUGUCAUCCGGAAGGUCAAGAGACGCUUCAGUCCCCGUUGUACGUCCAACGUGGCAAAUCUUCCCAGAGUCGCAGUCGAGGCACAGUUCCGCCCAGGUCGAUCUGGAUGUUGUGGACCAGGGACUUCUCGACAUGCCAACCGCGGAGGUCCUUUUCAACCAUUGGAACGACUCCAUGCGACCCAUUUUGCCUAUUGUGCUACUCUCGGAGGACAACUUGCGGGAAUGUAGGAGAGGUAAACCGAUGCUGUUCCUCGCCAUUCUGAGCGUCGCGAGCGGCUCAAUCUUGCCGUCCUUCCAGUCACCGCUCGUCAAGGAAUUGAAACGUCAAUUAGCCAGACAGAUUCUUGAACAGGGCAGACGAAGUAUGGACCUCAUCCAGGCAUGCCUCUUGUAUUCUCAGUACUACACCCAUGAUCCCGAAUCACCCCAUGCUUUGCCAACUCAAUUUGUCUCUGCCGCCAUUACCAUGUUGUGUGAUCUUGAUAUGGUGGAACACAUUGCGCCUAAGCCGGGUUCUUGUACAGAUGAGUCGAAGGAAACCGCUCGAGCCUAUUUAGCGUGCUGGUAUGCCGCAUCAAGCAAUGCCAUAUUAUUCCGACAGCAGACUCUCAUGCCUCCUUCGUCCAAGCUUGAAGCUUGUAUCAGCGUCUUGUCGACUGCGGCUUCUGUGCCGACGUCGGAUGCCCUGCUCUGCAGCCUCGCACGACUGCAACUUAUUUUGGAUAAUGUCUCAAACACCUUCGACCCAGGGGACAAGCAGGCGAUUGGAGAAUUUGACAGUCCGACCGUCCAAUACCAGUUGAAAAGGUUUCAGGAGCGCCUCGCAAGCUGGAACGCCUCCGAGUCAAGCUUCGUUGAUGACCGUUUGAAAAGAUGCUCGGCCGAGUUUGCAAAUAUCUGUGUCCACCAUAUCGCGCUCAAAUGCUACAUGCAGAGACUAUUCGCAGGCUCUGGAUCCGAAGAUUACCACGCGAGCGUUGACGUGCUGAGCUCCGGGCACCUCAAAGCACUUUUCUGCUGCUGGGAUUCGAGUCAGGCAUUACUCGACGCAUACAUAUCUCUCGACGUUCGCCUGGCUCGAUCGCUGCCCAAUCACUACCUGAUGUGGACUCUGUCUGCCGCGGUAGCUCUCAUCAAGCUGACCCCGUUUAGGGAGGGAAUGAGAGCCGGGACCGCGACCACGACCAUGCACUCCGAAGAAGCCUCGGCCUUGCCCAGUCUCGAUGCAAUGUUGAGCAAGAUCUCGGAGAUCGUCCAAGACGGAUAUCUUCCGCAGGCGAAGACCUGGGGUAUGGCGCUGGCCAAGCUCCGGUUCUGGUAUCUGCACAAGAAACAGGUGUGCAUCACCGCCCACGGACGAUGUGACAGCCACAGCGACGGGCCUGUCUACAGUGCAUUUGGCGACCGGUCUGAGCAGUCACCGACCGAGAUCGAUGUUACGUCCCAUUUAAGACCAGUAUCUCAGCCGUUAUCUGACCCCAGACAAUCUCUGAACACACCUGUUGUGGUCGGUAUCGGUGCAUUCGGUGUCAACUCCACGCCGUCGUCCACAUCUGGCACACAGCAGAGGCACGCCGUCGACGCCACAGGCACAGCUCCAGUCGAGGCGGCGUACAACCCUCUCACCUACGCGGCGACCGAUUGGGAUGAUCUGGUCUUGGACGCCGACUCACUCCGAGAAUUCGAUUCUCUCAUGAUGGACGACUCGGAUUUCUGGAUGAAGAGCUUGAUGUAA